Messenger RNA from Penicillium oxalicum, 870 nucleotides. Its product is annotated as putative signal sequence-binding GTPase GPN3. NCBI's taxonomy places the organism in Eukaryota, Fungi, Ascomycota, Eurotiomycetes, Eurotiales, Aspergillaceae. The transcript has a single exon. The coding region runs from base 1 to 870 and encodes 289 amino acids. Gene Ontology annotation, molecular function: ATP hydrolysis activity; GTPase activity. The record is from RefSeq and is a predicted model, not a curated record.
AUGUCCAAAUUCGGUGUUCUGGUGAUGGGCCCGGCGGGGGCAGGCAAGACCACUUUCAGCAAUGCCUUGAUUCAACACCUCCAGAGUACACGCCGCAGCUGCUUCUACGUCAACCUAGAUCCUGCCGCCGAGAACUUUGCCUACCAGCCGGAUCUGGAUAUUCGAGAAUUGAUCACGCUUGAAGAUGUGAUGGAAGAGCUGGGACUGGGUCCCAACGGGGGUCUGAUCUACUGUUUCGAGUUCCUUCUCCAGAAUCUGGAAUUCCUCAACGAAGCUCUCGAUCCCCUCAGCGAGGAAUACCUCAUCAUCUUCGAUAUGCCCGGCCAGAUCGAGCUGUACACCCACAUCCCCCUGCUCCCGUCAUUAACGCAAUUCCUCUCCCGGCAAGGACCCUUGAACAUCAACUUGUGCGCCGCCUACCUGCUCGAAAGUACCUUUGUCGUGGACAAGGCCAAAUUCUUCGCCGGAACCCUCAGCGCCAUGUCCGCCAUGUUGAUGCUGGAGAUCCCUCAUGUGAAUAUCCUGAGUAAGAUGGAUCAGGUCAAGGAUAUGGUCUCCCGUCGAGAACUGAGGAGAUUCGCCAACGUGGAUGUGCAACUACUGCAGAAGGAGGAGGACGAUGAUGUGGCAGCUGCCGCCAACCCCAUGGCGAAAGACGCCCUGAUGAGUGGCGGCUCCUUCAAUCAACUCAAUCGGGCUGUGGCGCAGCUCAUCGACGAUUUCAGCAUGGUCUCCUUCCUGCAGCUGGAUGUGUCGGAUGAGGACAGUGUGGCAGGCGUCCUGAGCCACAUUGACGAUGCCAUUCAGUACCACGAGGCUCAGGAGCCGAGAGAACCCAAGGACGAACAAGAAGUGAACUACGAGGAGUGA